Oreochromis niloticus (Nile tilapia) is the source of this 5159-nucleotide messenger RNA. RefSeq names its product Rho guanine nucleotide exchange factor (GEF) 37 (gene arhgef37). Gene Ontology annotation, molecular function: protein binding; guanyl-nucleotide exchange factor activity. NCBI's taxonomy places the organism in Eukaryota, Metazoa, Chordata, Actinopteri, Cichliformes, Cichlidae. The record is from RefSeq and is a predicted model, not a curated record. Gene Ontology annotation, cellular component: cytoplasm. The transcript has 20 exons. Bases 1320 to 3626 code for a protein of 768 amino acids.
AGCAGAGGGCGGAUGUCCUGUGUGUGUUGAUCGAGUUCGUGAGCUGCAGUACAUCAACAGGUGAGAGAGACGGCGCGCGCUCAGAGGAAACGGAGAGGUGCGAAGGCGAGAGGAUGGAAGGUGUUUGCUGAGCCCCGUGCUGCGGAGUCCUCUGCUGUCCCCGCGGUCCUCGAUGAAGAUCCAUGAAGCUCCGCCCGUCAUCGGUGCAUCCUCCCCUCCUCGUCAGGACCAGUCCUCCCCCAUCCUCCCCUCUCCCUGAGGUCACCUCGCAGCCUGAGAGCGUUCACACCAAACCUAAAACUUUGUCCGAGUCAGUCAUUGGACAUUUAAGUUUACUGAGCACGAAGCAUCGGAUCAGUUUUCCUCACUGUGUGAAGGAAGUGCGGCAGAAGAGACAGGAACCCUGGAUCUGCUGCUGAUGUAGAGGUCCGUCCCAGGAAGCUCACAGGUAGACGUUGUCGGCUGAGUGAAACCUCUCGCUGAACGAUCGGAUCGGUGAGGAGCGACGAGGCCUGUCUGUGUCAUGUUUCACUCUCAGCACACCUGAAUCCGUCAGCCGAUCAGCUGACCGAGUCCGGCCCCGCAGCAUUCCUCACCCACAUUCCAAGGAUGUUAUGAGCAGGAUAAGCCGCUCCCGCCCUGCACACUCACCCAAACACGCCGAUGUGAAUCUCGUCAGCCUGUCGGGCUGCGGCACGAUAACGUCUUCCUGUUUAUUCCCGCUGACACGCUGGUCAUCAGGCUGAAGCUCGGGCUGAGAAGGUUCCAGAUGUUCCAGAUGUUUGCUGUCAGCCAGUUGCUGUGUGAACCUGCGCCGCACACCAACUCUGGAAUAAUAAACUGAAGUGAAAGCUUUGAGUGAGAGGCGCUUUCUGUCAGCUGUUCCUGCCCUUGGACCUGGAUGAUGUCACUGAGGAAGGACGAUGGUGUGCGCUACGAGGCACGAGGACGCUCACCUGAAAGUUGGUGGCCAAUCACAGUGAUGUUAGGAGAAGAAUAAAGUAUAAAACUAAGACGACUCAGAGAGAAUCUGAGCGAUCCCUGUGAGGAGCAGGAGGAGGAGCAGCACUUUGUCUCCUGUGAGAGGGAAACUUCAGCCUCUGCUGCCUGAAGCUCUGCUGCAUGGACCCCACCGCGUUUCAUCAACAUGUCCUCUGAUUGGUCCUUCCCUUCAGUCUGAAGAUCUGUCAGCCAAUCAGUUUCUGUCUGGCAGACUUUGCUUCAGUGCGGCGGGGAGAGGAGCGAGCGAGGACGCUGCAGCUGGGUGAGGAUCGGAGCUGAGGGGAUUGCAGUGUUUCGGGGUUAAAGCCGUCUCCAUCAUGGAGGUGCCCAGGAGGCUCUCCUUCCCGCUGGUUCUCCCUAAACCAGCCUCGUCUGCUCGGUCUCCUCUGGGAGCUGCAGGUCAGACAGCUGGAAGCAGCAAAGAUCAAACUGGAGGGGAAAAGUUCAUCUCAGAGGAGGAGACGCCUGAGUCAGGGGUGAUUGUAGUGGUGGAGGCGCCACCUGAAGAUGGAAAAGCUGCUCGGAGAUUCUCCUCUCAGGACAGUUUUUCAGAGGAGAGCUCAUUAUCAGAGGAGAGGCUGGAAGAGGAGGCCAGAGAGGCCCAGAGGAGGGCCGAGGAGGAGGAGGAGGCAGCAGCCAAGGAGAGGGCGGCCCAGAGGCAGCAGCUGGCUAUCCAGGAGCUCGUGGAGUCUGAGAGGAGCUACCUGCGCCUGCUGCAGCUCAGCACCGUGACCAUCAGGAGCAACCUGCAGCAGCAGCUACAGCCGCCUCCAGCAGGCCUGGACAGCAUGUUUCUGCACGUCGAGGAGGUGAUCGACGUAUCGAGCCGUCUCCUGAGCCUGCUGGACCAGAAGCAGCUUCAGCCUGGAGAGCCUGACUUCCUGCAGAGUCUCUGUGACUCGUUUCUCAGCCUGUCAUCAGAGAUUGAAGCCGCCUAUAAGGAGUACCUGGCGCACUACAAUCAUGUGACGGAGGUGGAGAACAGCUACAAACAGAAGGAGGCUCUGUGGAACGAGGUUGUCAGAGUCAUCAAGGCUGCGGCGCCUGACGUCAACGCCACCUCGUUGAGCUUCUUUUUGGUGAUGCCCGUGCAGCGGAUCGCCCGCUACCCCCUGCUGCUGCAGACCAUCCAGAAGCACACCGACGCCUCCCACCCGGCCUACGCCCUGCUGGAGCAGACCGCUCACACCUCUGUCGCCUUAAACUGUCGCAUCAACGAAUACAAGCGCUUCCGGGAAGUCGCUGACAAAUACAGGAAGAUGGAAAUGCUGACCAUCAAGGACAAGAUCGUUCGCCUCAACACCCACAGCAUCGCCAAGAAGACCGCCAGGCUCGGUCAGCAGAUCAAACACGAGGCCGGACUCAAACCUAAGCUGGUGGACGAGGAAUUUGAUGCCCUGGAAGGAUUCUUCUAUGUUUUGGAAAACGGCAUCCUGGAGCUGCUGGAGAACGUGGAGAUGUACCUGCAGCACCUCCAGGGCUUCCUGUCCUGCCGCACGGAGGACUUUGACUUGGACAUGGACGGAGAAAAGGCACCGAUCUGCUACAAGGAGAUCACGACGGCGCUCCGACAGUGGAUCCUCCCGAUGUUUGAGAAGAGGAUGAGGAAGCUGAUCCACCAGCCGCUCUGCGCUCUCCGGGACCUCCUGGUGGGCCCGAGGAACCUAAUCAGGAAGAGACUCGACAAGCUGCUCGACUACGAGGUGAUCGAAGGAAAACCCAACCUGAGCUACGAGGAGCAGGCUGUGGCCAACACGUACAGGACGUUGAACACACUGCUCCUGACGGAGCUCCCUCAGUUUAACGGGCUGGCUCUGCAGAUGAUGUGGAGCACGUUGGGGACGUUCAGCUGUCUGCACAGAGAUCUCGCAGCAGACAUGGAGCAGCUGUUUCACAGCUUCGCUCAGCAGCUCCCUCACAGCAGCCUUUCUCCUGGUGCAUUCUGGGAGUGGGCAGAGUCUUCGGUGCUGGAAGGCGCGAGGAGGCUGCAGCAUUUAUGUCGAAUGCUGGAGGACAAGCUCAACGCGCCGGAUGCCCAGCCUCUCAGCCCGUCCUCUCAGCGCCGUCUGAAGCAGCUAACGCAUAAGCACGGCUCUGGAAAGAUCUUCCAGGUGAUGAGCACGGUCGUGGGCACCCGGGACCUGGACCUGAACUUGACUAAGGGCGAGCUGGUGGCGGUGAUUAGCGAGGCCGACAGCCGUGGAGACAGAAGGAGGUGGCUGGUCGAUGCAGGAGGGAAGCGAGGCUACGCUGCUGCCUCGAAACUCAUUCGCUAUCACCAGCCAACAGACGACCCGCCCCCUUCACCACACCCGAGCCUGGCAGAAGACGUGACCGCACGCAGAAGACACUCCUACAGCCCGGCAGGCAAUGCCCCACUGCCCAUGAGUCAGCCCUGCUUCCAGGUUGUGGGCGCCUACGACUUCACGGCCAGAUCCAAACACGAAGUUUCCUUCCGGGCCGGAGAACCCGUUCGUGUCCUGGAGCCUCACGACAAACGAGGGAGCCCCGAGUGGAGCCUGGUGGAGGUCAGAGGAGGUCAGAGAGGCUACGUGCCCUCCACCUACCUGGCAAUCAUUCCCAUGGGAGCGGGCCUGCCCCCGAACCCUGGCUUCUUCCUUUAGGGGGUGGAAACUGCAGCUGGUGUCGAUGAGAGGAUGGAUGGAAGAGCCUCCCGGGAUCAGCUGUUUACAGUCUCAGUGUUAAUCCUGCCACUUUAUCCUGUUUACGACUGGAAGUGUAAAGUUUCUCCUGUGACGUUUCCUGCUUCCACUUCCUGUGCAGCGUACACAGGAGCGAAGCUUCAGGAGCAGCAAAUGAAGUUUACUGACGGUGAAGCGCUCAUUUCCCAUGAACCUCAGAGUGAUGCUGCAUACAUGCAGGGUGUGAGCUCUCUCAAGCUAACUGUAACGUGUGUGUGUGUGUGUGUGUGUGUGUGUGUGAGAGAACCCUCUUCACCUGCAGCAGAGCUGACGGGUACACGGCACUCUCAUCAUCUCAGACUGAGUAAUGUGAUGUAAAUGUGACACGUCUCCGAGGCCGAGGAAGAACAAGACUCAGGAGGAGGAGGAGCUGGGAGAGGGGUGAAGGACAGCGGCAGUUUCUGCUUUGCCUAUGAGCGGAUUUAAAUUUCGUUGUGCUUUGAAUCCAGAGUUUUACGUAGGAGUGAAAUGGGUCAGGACAGAAUAACCUCCUCCUGCCUUCACCUGACGAUGCUUGUUGCUAUGGAUACGGCUCAGGGAGUGCAGGUCACGUCUGUGGCGUUUGCUCGGCCGGACUAAAGCUGCAGCAGCAUUUCUUGAUUCCCGCACUUUUGGGUCAGAAUCAUUUGAAAGCAUCUCUGAGCCUCCUGAUUGGCUCUCAGGUCAUAGACAGGAAGCUGAGCUCCAGUAGUUUUGCAGAUAACAGCAGCUUGAACGUUUGAGCACCACAGACUCUCUCCUGGCCUCCUCCUGUGGGGCUGAGCAGCCUCAGCUGCUGUGAGGGUGGAGCAGAGGGAGGGAGGCCGGGAGUCAGAGCUGCUCAGCUGUUCCCAUCAGGCUGAAUGUCAGGAGGAGGAGGAGGAGGAGGAGGAUGCUUCUCUCCUAAAAUACCAGAUGUCCUCAGGUUAGUCAGAUAGACUGAAACCUCAGCCUGAGAACAUUUACCUGAUUUCCCCUCCUCAGAGCCCGGUUUAGGAUGAGGGGAGCGGUUCAUUCCUCAGUUAUUUUGGGAAGUUUUAAUCCCACAGACGUGCAGAUGAAGCUGCAGCGUUCCUUAUGUGGAGGAAGUAGAUAUUUGAACCCAUACACACACGGAAACCACAGAGGGAACAUUUCUGGCUUUUUCUGUCUGAUCAGAAACCAGGUCAGCAUCUUCCUCGCAUGCUGUUCUCAUUUUCACCACCAGAAGGAGGCAGAGACUCGGAGCGUGUGUGCAUGAUCAGACUAACUGUGUGUGUGUUUGGUAAUCGCGGCCACAGUGUGUUUUCUGUGUGGUUUCAUGAACCUGCUGCUCAGUUGGUCCUGCUGAGUCAUUCUGAUGUUUCCUCGAUGCUACAGGGCUGCGUGACCUCUGCUGAGCUGCCACAGUUGUGAUGUUGAACUCAGUCACACAGCAGGUGGGAGGCUGAGCAGCAGCAGAGAGUGUGGCUUCAAUAAAACUAAACUCAAAACUUU